CCUCCUCCACCAAAGAGUCUUAAUCAUUCCAAGGUCACCGAGGACAGAAUUGACAUUCGUUGGGAAAAACCUGCAGCGAACGACUUUUUCAAAAUAUUUGGUUACAUAGUAAGCCACAAAGAAAAGUCUCAAUUAAAAUACAAGACGCAGAAUAUGUCAUCAGAUGCAUCUAAUGUUGUAUUACGUGAAUUGAAAAGUGAUACAUUUUACGACAUCACAGUCCAUGGAUAUAAUAAAGAGGGCAGUGGAGACAAAAUAGAAAUUUCAGUAAAGACAAAAGAAGAGGAUUCGUCUAAUGUUGUGGUGGUUAUUAUUAUUGUUGUUAUCGUUGUUGUGCUUCUUAUCAUCGUCGGCAUUGUAGUUUUCUACAAAAUAAGAAAAAGGACAAGAGAAAGGGUUUUGCGUCGUCACAAAAUAAUGUAAAGAAAACCAUCGACACAGACCCUGAUUGGACAAAAUUUGCAUCUGGAGCAACCAAUGGGUAUGGGUAAAAUGCGUUAGCCAAACGAACAAGUCCAGGCGAGAUAUAUUAUGUGCUGGAAAGCAUGUUGAUAAAAUUAAUCGUCUCAGAGCUCGUGCAUUCGACUCCUGCUGUUGGUUAUAGGUUCUUUAAAGCAAUGCAUUUUAGACGGCAUUUUGAUUAGUUGAGCGAUAAUUCAAGAUGUACCCUUCAUUACUUUCUGUUAUCUCAAGGAUGACAAUCGUCUCAAUAACGAUGUUUGCCGUUCUUUCAAUCUGGACCAACGUGCAAGCAGGUAGCAUCAAAUGUGGCAACUUUUCUUGCAAUGCGGACGCGAUUUGUCAAAACACAAACCGGAGUUACAUUUGCAUCUGCAAUUCUGGGUACAGUGGAAACGGGACGCACUGUAAAGAUAUUGACGAAUGUUCAGGCAGACCUUGUCACAAAAAUGCUACAUGUGCAAAUACAAUUGGCUCAUUUAAUUGCACCUGCAAAGAAGGACUUCGUGGCGAUGGCUUUAAUUGUGGAGAUAGCAUCAAAUGUGGCAACUUUUCUUGCAAUGCGGACGCGAUUUGUCAAAACACAAACGGGAGUUACAUUUGCAUCUGCAAUUCUGGGUACAGUGGAAACGGGACGCACUGUAAAGAUAUUGACGAAUGUUCAGGCGGACCUUGUCACAAAAAUGCUACAUGUGCAAAUACAAUUGGCUCAUUUAAUUGCACCUGCAAAGAAGGACUUCGUGGCGAUGGCUUUAAUUGUGGAGAUAGCAUCAAAUGUGGCAUAUUUUCUUGCAAUGCGGAUGCGAUUUGUCAAAACACAAACGGGUGUUACAUUUGCAUCUGCAAUUCUGGGUACAGUGGAAACGGGACGCACUGUAAAGAUAUUGACGAAUGUUCAGGCGGACCUUGUCAUGAAAAUGCCACAUGUGCAAAUACAAUUGGCUCAUUUAAUUGCACCUGCAAAGAAGGACUUCGUGGCGAUGGCUUUAAUUGUGGAGUCCCAAUGGCAGGAUUUGAAGAUGAUGACGAUGAUGACGAUGAACUAAGUUAUGGUUAUGUAGCCCUUAUUGUUGUUAUUCUCUCAUUCUCAAUUGUCAUCUGCGUUUUUGCGCUGUUAGUCUAUCAACAAAAAAGAGAGAAGGCAAAAGCAGUAAAAGAAAAACAGGUCGCGGCUUCUUUAAGAACUUCACUGGAAAUGGAAACUAAAGAUGGCCAAGUCGAAAACAGUGGGUACAACUAUAAUGACGACAGGGAAGAUGUGAAAAACGCCUGAGCUAUAUAUGUUCUGGCAAAUAGAACCACGUCUGGUGUUGCAAGUCCUGUCGCAAACUUUGUUUCAAACGUGACGCUCCUUAGGAAGGCCAUCAGGUCAAAACAAAUUUUUUAUCUAUUUUAGGCAACCUCAUAAGGCAGGCUUUUCUACCUACGCCCCAUGGCUAACACUGCGGCGAAAGCCCUGGUUCAUGCUGGUCAUGUGACAGCGCAAAAUCUCCCAGAUUAUGCGAGAUUUUUAAGUAGCGCUAAGUUCAACGCUAUAAUAGAGGGGUGGCAAAAUUAACAUGCCACUUCCGCCAUUUUUAACAUUUAUGACAGUCCAGGUGGUUUUGCACUGCCGCUAAGCAAUAAAUACUAAAAAUAGCAGUUCAGUCCAUGCUGGAACACGCUGUUUUAACCGUAUAUGAUUUAUGCGCUGCAUUGUAUUCCACCCAUUUCCGUGCGGGAAAGACGUGCCAAAAGAAUCACGUGACCAGCAUGGACCAGGUUUUCGCCGCAGCGUGCCUGUGGAGCGUAGGUAGAUAAGCCUGGGUUGCAAGGUUGCAUUUUGAGCAUACCACAUUUGAUGCGGAGUGAUUUGUCGGCUACACGUUGCAUCCUGGUAUUCGAAUUUUUUGUAUGCAGAAUUCUAUUUAAUAUUAUUUUUAUUUUUUUUAUGAUAAUAAUACACUAAAACAUCUCGCUAUAU
This is a messenger RNA of Dendronephthya gigantea, 2422 nucleotides long. RefSeq names its product latent-transforming growth factor beta-binding protein 1-like. The transcript has 16 exons. The record is from RefSeq and is a predicted model, not a curated record. Gene Ontology annotation, molecular function: calcium ion binding. Bases 662 to 1732 code for a protein of 356 amino acids. NCBI's taxonomy places the organism in Eukaryota, Metazoa, Cnidaria, Anthozoa, Malacalcyonacea, Nephtheidae.